GAAGAACAUCAUGCGCACCACAGUGCAAGUGAUUUCUAAAAAACCGCAUUUGUGCACUUCCUCGCAGGAUGCGGAAUCUCCCCGUCGUUGCAGUUUGUGGUAGAGUCCCUCUUCGUAGGAGUUCCACCACUGGAGUUGUAGUUCUUAAAUGCUUGUCGAUGUGGUCAGUUUCAGUAGCGCCUAUUUCAUAAAUGUGCACAUGUUCUUCAGCUUCCAGUUCCAUCCGUGUAUUUCUUACCGUCUCUGAUGUAGCUCAUAAUUCAGAUUGAAGAUUAACGAAAAGUUUUUCACUAUCUUCUCGAGAGGAACCCCAUAGAAUGCACGACGGAGGUAGUACAUUAUGUACGCAUGAAGAAAGACCUGGACCGCGACCAAGAACCUCGCGAAGUAGGUGACAGAACAGGUGAACUACUGCUAGUUCAGCAACAGGGAUCACUACCUCCGCAGCAAUGAAGCUAAAAAGGAUACUGUUGCGGUACCAUCCGCCGGGCAUAGGCUUGGAGUGCGUUGCAGAGGACGGAGUAAGAAGAUGUGAUUGAUGUUGGCGCUUGUCAAGAUGAAGUAGCCACCUCAGCUCCUGCGAUGUGAGAACAAGUGCAACUUCUCAUGCCAAAUGUGUCAUUCUAAUGAAAUCAGGAGCAGGCCGAAGUGGUCCACAAGGAUCUGCCUCCGGCGCACGAAGUCGGGAACCUGCAAGUCAUUCAACAGCUCGUGACCUCAUUGCUCGAGGAAGAAACCCUGUUGCAGAAGAAAAAGCAUGAGAAGAGCCUGAUUCAACUACUCGGCCGCCUGUACCAGAUAGACACGAGCGAAGCAAAUGUAGACGCGAACGCCGGCACCGCCGGGAAUUCAUCCAGUAGCCGGCAGCACUUCCCGGAGGCUGCAAAGGUGAUAUGUGUGGGGUUCAGUGGCAGCAACGCGGUGUAUAAUGGCAGCAUCGGAACAAUAACGAAGGUAUAAAUCAUUUUUGCUUCAGAAGAAUUCGGUGCACCUCUACUUACUGAUGCUUCGGAUGAAGUCCUUUACGAACAAGAAGCAGAUGCAGAUUUUUAACUUGUUGACCAUCUAAUUUGGACGAUGAUGCACGAUAAAUGAAUCGUACUCCAGGUGUUCGAAGACAAGAAGACGAAGUACGAAGUUACCUUCGACCAGUCGGGGACCAUAGUAAAAGUGAAGGAGAACCACCUGCUCCAUGUUCUCAACGACGGGUUUCCCUACGCCCCGGGGUUACUUCCCCUAAACACGCGCGUCGUCAUAUCCUGAGUAAAAACAUCCCCACACCAGAGUCAAGAUGGGGAUUUUGCAACACAAACCUAGGAGUUUUAGGAGUCACGCAUGACAAGUUUCAGUCCGUAAGGUAGUGCAAGUUAGCAAGGAAAGCCGCAUCACAAAUCGACCUUCUGAUCCUGUUUACAGCAUUACAAGUUCCCAAACACGAUUGAAAAUGCCUGUCAUGGGGUUGCGCAUCACAAAUGUUCCUGUCAUGGCAAAUCUGCAUGACAACUCUGGGGUGGGGACGUUUUUACACAGGAUACGUCAUCGCCGGCCUCCGAAAUCACGGCUCAUUAAAUGGCACCGUGGGACGGGUGGUCGACUUCACCGACGCAAAUCCAAACAUGGGCGAAUCCAAAUCCGCAGCGCGGUACGAGGUGCGGGCCGUGGACACCGGCCAACUAUUCCGAGUGAAACCGGAUAAUAUUUUAUCACAUGUGUAAAAACGUGGCCACUGCAAAGUCAAGAGGGGAAAUCGGCUAGACAAAUCAACAUAGUUUUGGUUGUUGCGCAUGAUAAACAGCACUAGAAUGAAACGCUUUUCCCCGUUGCGGGGCUGCGCAUGAGAAACAUUUUAAGCAUGCAGUUUUACUUGACAAGUCUGCGGCGGGCACGUUUUUGCACGGAAUACAUUUUAGCCGCGCUAGGACCAGGAGAGGACAUACCGGAAGAACUAGCUCUACGGCUGGAGGUAAGGAAUUUGUGAUGCAUUAUUGGAAUUUGUGACGCAUGUGUACUUCGAUCGAACGGAACUUGCGAGAACUCAAUAAAUCACUAAAACAGGAAGCCGGGCCCGCUAGCACGGUGCAGUACAAGGUCGAGAAGCCAGAUUUGACAAUACCAGUUGGCGCAGUAGUAGAGCUGAUAAAUCUCAGAAACGCGGGAUGGCUAAAUGGGCAGCUGGCAGAGGUAAGGACUUGGUGAAAUGGAUUUGUGAUGUCAGUAAUUUGACACAAGAAGAGACAGCAUUUCCCAUGCGUAUCUAUAAGACGUACCACAACUGAAGCAAAAAUCCCAUUAUUUCUUCAGGUGCUGUCCGUAGACCACGAGCGGCGGCGGUAUGAGAUCCGGCUUUCCACUGAUGAUACUAUCAAGAAAGUGAAGGCCGAAAACGUGCAGCUCGCGUACAGUCCGGGUAUGCACGGACAACCGGGCGGGCAGGAUCCUAGUUCCCUGGACAACCAGAUCAACCAGCCCAUCGCGAAAGGGACGCGGAUCGAACUGUGCAAUUUGAAAACCGCCGCCGCGCUGAACGGGGAGCGCGCCGUAAUUCUGUCCCGCGACGGCGAUCGCUACGAAAUCCGUUUGGAGCUCGACGGAAGUGCGAAGCAGGUGCGCAGGGAUAACUUUAAGGUGAUUGCCCAGCCGAUGGUCUAGGCGACGCUGAAGUAGUUCUUGCGUAGUUCUUGACGCGGUUCCUUUACUCAGCAAAGAGCUCCUCCUGGUCCGAAAGAACAACUCUUGGUCGGAAACCGGCGAAAAUUUUCCAACAGUAAGAAACACCAGACUGUAAUACUUACACCCGAUAAUACAAGUUUAUAAUACAUUGCAAUGGACCACGGCACAGACGUGGGGAGAACGAGUGAACUCUGUCGGUCGUCCGUUCAUUUGGGUCUCUCUCGUCUUGCGACAGACAGAAUUUAUGAUUUGAAUACAUUACGCAAAAAUAACUACGGAAACGCAUAGAAGGCAUCCUGUAUCUAAUUUUUAGACGAUGCAUAUACUUGCUGCGCUUCGACUUUCAUAAGGAGAUUACUAUAGCGUAGAGCGCUACACCAGUAGAUGAACUAGAACUUCCUAUUUAAAUGUACCAAAAUCUCCUAUAGCACUCCCCUAACUACAUCGCGGAAGUUUAUUGCUAUCCCGGAAGACAGAAACUGAAAAAGAACAAUCAUGUGCUCUAGCUGUGCUUUGCCCGCCCGGUAAAGAAAAACAUAAAUGAAUCCAGAUAAUGAGUCUAGAAGAUGAACAAGGACGCGGUCGUAUAUUGCGAAUGCAAAGGACCUUAUGAAGCAAAGCAAUGAAUCACCCGGAACUACCACUG
Amoebophrya sp. A120 is the source of this 3316-nucleotide messenger RNA. The record is from the annotation of a GenBank genome assembly. Lineage: Eukaryota; Dinophyceae; Syndiniales; Amoebophryaceae.